This is a messenger RNA of Hyaloscypha bicolor E, 1560 nucleotides long. RefSeq names its product cytochrome P450 family protein. Lineage: Eukaryota; Fungi; Ascomycota; Leotiomycetes; Helotiales; Hyaloscyphaceae. The coding region runs from base 1 to 1560 and encodes 519 amino acids. Gene Ontology annotation, molecular function: heme binding; iron ion binding; monooxygenase activity. The record is from RefSeq and is a predicted model, not a curated record. The transcript is spliced from 4 exons.
AUGGGCGUCAGCGCGUCGCUACCUGCGCUGGGGAAUGAGUAUUUGUGGAAACUCUGCCUUCUGCCCCCUGCUCUCUUGAUUUUAUAUCUCGUUGGAUUAGGCAUCUAUCGUCUCUAUUUCAGCCCUCUUGCCGCAUAUCCAGGCCCGAGGCUCGCCGCCUUGAGCAACUGGUACGAAUUCUAUUGGGAUGUGAUCCAGCAGGGCCAAUUCACAUUCCACAUCCAGAAGUUGCACCUACAAUAUGGCCCAAUUAUCCGCAUCACGCCUACCGAAUUGCAUAUCGAUGACCCAGCCUACUACGAAACCUUAUACUCUCGGGCGGUGCGUCGCGAUAAAUAUGCUUACUUCUCCGGUCGUUUUGGAUAUGCGAGCGAUUGUUUUUCAACCAUAGACCAUGACCUUCAUCGGCUUCGGCGGAAAGCCUUGAGUCCUAUGUUCUCCGUAAAAAAAAUUGACGAGUUCCAGCCGGUUAUCAAAGAGAAGGUUGAGAAGCUUUGCGGCAGGAUGGCGCUGUACCUACAAGACGGACAAGUGUUGCCUCUUAGCAGAGCGUGGAUGGCUUUGACUACGGAUGUUAUUACAGAAUACUCCUUUGCCAAAUCUUAUGAUCAGUUGGACUCGCCCAACUUUCAGGACACACUUCAUGAAGCUUUGGUUGCCAUUUACACCACCGGACAAUUUGCGCUGCACUUUCCUAUUGUUUUCCCGAUUUUGGACAUCAUGCCUGAGUGGUUGGUGAAAAUGGCGCAGCCAGAGGUUCUUCCAGUCGUGGGCCUUCGCAAGGACCUGGGCCGACAGAUUGGCGAAAUCAGACGCGGGGUCAAUGAUGCGCACAAGCACGUCAGCCAUCCCACAAUCUUCCAUGAAGUGCUCAACAGCGACCUUCCGCUGGAAGAGAAGUCUGAUGCUCGUCUAGGGGAUGAAGCGCAACUUAUCGUGGCAGCUGGUCUCAUUACCACGUCUUGGGCAUUGACCGUCGCCAGCUUCCACAUCAUAAAUAAUUCCAAUGUCUUCCAGAGGCUGCGUACGGAGUUGGAGACAAUUGUGUCAACGUCUUCCAGCACGUUUGACUGGCACAAGUUGGAGCAGCUGCCAUAUCUCAAUGGCUGCGUUCAUGAGGCUGUAAGAUUAGCCCAUGGUGUCUCAACGCGCUCGCCACGUUUGGCUCCUCUAGAGCUCAAAUACGCGGAUUGGGUGAUUCCGGCAAAUACCCCGAUCUCGAUGACCAACGUUGACAUCCUCAUGGAUGAAUCCAUCUUCCCUAAUGCGAAAGACUUUGUUCCAGAAAGAUGGAUUGAUAGACCGGACUUGGAUCGCUUCUUCGUUCCUUUCGGUAAGGGGUCACGAGCUUGCGCGGGCAUUAAUCUUGCACAAGCCGAGUUGUACAUUACGCUCGCGACUGUAUUCAGCCGGUUCUCAUUCGAGCUAUUUGAGACUGACAGAUCGGAUGUUGAGAUGGCCCAUGCGUAUCUUGUGCCGUACCCAAAAUGGGACUCGAAGGGAGUGCGAGUCAACAUCAAAUCCAUUUCAGCUAAGGAUGGUAAGGCAAUUUGCGCUUAA